CAGUUUGUGGUGGGUUAACCAAAACUUUCUCACUCUCUCUUGGAGAAAGGAAAAUGGCAGUAAACAUCUAGCCAAACUUCCACCAAACAAUACGGAAAAAGAGGUCUCUUGGAAGGAUCAGGAGAAAGCAAGGGAACGGACAACUUCAUCACACAUACAGCAUUGCAGAAAAGAUUUACCUCACAGUAUUGAGCCUGUCUUAAAGGUCACGCCAACACCAACCCUUACCCACAGGGCAUUACCACAGUACCCACACAAGGAAGUUUCUCCACUGCAGCAGGACAGCCUUAGAGAUGUGGGAGUGACAGAGGAAGGGGAUCAUGACCUAUCUAUUACCUCCGAUUUGGCCAACCAUCUUGGAAAGUUGUCAUUGUCAGACAGCAUGAGUUCCAACGAGUCCACAAAGCUAAACCGAUCUCCACAGCCUCAUCAGCGUAGUAAUAAAUUCCCCAGUUCCAGCCAGUCUACGAAUCGCAAGGAUUCCACGUUACGAGAUGGUUUAGCUGAUCACCAAAAGACCAUAACUGGAAUAAGUGUGAACCAUACCCAGGUCAAAACUGACUCCAAGACGAUGGUCUCUCCUCCCAAAACAGAUCUUGUUCCAUCAGUAACCGUAUCAAGUCCAGUUGUUGUACACACAAACUCUGACCAAAGCCAGAGAGACAAGAAUUCUUCAGACUCCGAAGCUCUUGCCAAGAGCUGCAAGCUUGCUAAAAUACGACAGGAUCACCUGAACAAGAAGCGAGAGCAGAUGAAACAUGUGAAAAUGCCGGAACUGAUGGAGACACAGGAAGUUGGCAGUUUAAACGGAACAAAGAAAGCAGAGACCAACGGAGAAGUGGUCCAGCCUCCUCCACCCUCUAACCAGCCAGCCUUUCCGAGCAUACCCAACUCAUUCCUACAAACGCUAAAGCUCAACUCUGACACUGUCAACGGAGAUGAUGAUGGGUCUGAGCAAGCCAAUGAACUGGAAAUUGAGAAAAAAUUCACCAGUUUGUCUCUUGCAUUCAAAACUGACAAGCUAACAUUGGAAAAGCGUCUUGAAAUCCAAGAAAGGUCCCGAGACAUUGCUGAACAGAAUGUUGACACAGAACUAAAAGGACUGAAGGACAAUCUGGAGACCCUGAACCAGUUAUGUACAGAUACACAGGUACGAGACGUCCUCCGGAAGAUACAGGCACACCUAGAUAUCCUCGAACAAGCUGCAGCAAGGGUGUCAAGCCGGGCAGAGGUGUUUGGGGCUGUACAACAGGAAAAGAGGAUGAGUAAGGCAAUAGAGAUUAUGAUUACACAUGUGGACACCAUACGAAUGGUGCAUGAACGUGUCAACUCUGAAUUGGAAGAAGCUAGAAAACUUUUACAAGACAGUCGACCCUUUGGAAGUGCUGGUUUAGAGAUGGGUGAUUUUCCACACAUCAGUAAAAGAUCUUUGUCCCUGUCCCAGCAAGGUCAAGGCUUCCAAUCACGUACAAAGGGCCGGCGUGUCAGUGAGGUUGCCAUUCCUCGAGCUCUGGGAGGGACAGGUGUACCGUCUUUCACCCACUCCUCUUCGAUGGAUGCUUCUACUAUGUCUCUGGAAUGCAAGCAACCAACUUGGCCAAGGAAAGACUCGCCAGACUCAGAGGAUGCUAAAUCGCGCUUCCAGUGUGCUGUGGCAUCUAUGGCCAUGAAAAAUGCUGUUACAGACACUUUCCGAAGAGGCUCUGCCACCCUGGGGAAACAAGCCUCUGUCAGUGGCACACCUCCUAAAUCAAGAGAGAACUCAACCGAGAGCAAAGAGAAUUCAGACAAAUCCCCAAGUAAACAGAAUUCAAAGGAAGAGGAAGCGUUCCAGAAAGGAUUUCAGCAAGGCUACAAAGCUCAGAUGGGGCGCGAACUUUCGUCCUUACGAGAACACCAGAACUCUAUCAACCAGAAUCUGGAGGAUCUCAUGGAUAACUAUGACAGUCCACCUGAGGAAGAGGAAAGGGCAUUCAAGGAGGUUGUAAUGGAGAAAAUAUGGGAUAUGGUGCCAGAGUGGGAGAUUGCAGGCAAGCGGUUGAGGAUGACACUAGCAGGUCUUGUCUUCUUCAUGGCACUGUGUAGCAUUAUCAUGUCCUUCCUGCCAAUAGGUCAAGCCAUCCAGGUGUUUCCUGAUUACAGACACAUGGACCACCCACCUCUCUGAUGCCUGUUCUUAUUCUAAGUUAGAAACAUCAUAUUUGUUAUGUUUUGGUAUUUAUACAUAAGGUAAUUUACAGUUGCUUAUUUGCGUCAGAAAGUCAUUUUUUUAGUGUUUAUGUAGUUCAUCCAUCUUGAUAGUGUUACCAGUGUUUUAGUUUUUAAUUGGAUCAGUAAUAUAAAAUAGUUUGUGACAAUAUCGCUUUCAUUAUGAAUCAAGGAUUUUCAUGAAAGAAUUAAAAUGGCUUAUUUAUUUGUUCUUAUUCAGGUAAUUUACUAUGAACUGUUUGAUGAGAAAUGUCUUUGGAGGAAUUGAUUAAUGUGUGAAUUUCAUAGUAUUUUUUGGAUGUGGGAGAUACGUUAGAAUAUGUCUGUGUAAUUUUAGCUCAUUUGAAAAUUAGAAUGACAUGUGACAGAAAAUUGUGACUUCCCUAUUUUGCCAUACCUCUAACUGGUAAGGCCAUUUGGAGGUUUGUUCCCAUUUCAAAUGGAUCAGUUUCUAGGUUCUUAGAAAGAAGAUUGGUCUCAGCAAGCCAUACAGCAAAAUAAAUAUUUUUUUAUUUAGCUUUUCAAGUUCUUCUUUAUCUAACUUGGACAAAUACUGAGUUAUUUCCCCUUGAUCAGGGCAACCAGCCAAUCUUUUCCUGUUCAGGUUUGUUUGAACACAUAACAUCAUUUUGAUUAUCUAGAGAAAAACUAUUUCCUUGAUUUUGAAAUAAUGUAAAAAUUUAUUUUAGAUUCAUCUUAAAACAGACACAUUAGAUUCAUUUCAAAGAUACAUUAUGAAAAUGUUAUAUUGAACUUGUAGUGUUAUUCUGAACAAAACUUUAACAUGUCUGUGAUUUUUGUUUUGUUUUUAAAAUCCACUGUCUGUUUAUGACUCAUUCCUCUCGAAUUCUUUGAAGUGCAAUUGCAAAAAGAAAUCUAAAUAAGUAUUGUACAAAACAAUAAAUGAUAUUCAUGUAUUAGUUAUGUAUUAUAGUUAAAUGUGUUCUUACUAUUUCCUGUCCUAUUUUAUCACUCAUCUUAUCAUCUAGCAGUGUGCUUAAACACUUUUGUCCUAAAACGUAGCGUCCUCGAAUUCCAUUUUAACAUAUCUAAUUACAGAUAAACAUGCUUAAUGAAUCAGAAGAAAAUCGUUUAUAUACUUUUCCUGUCAUAGCUAUGUACUUGCAAUUCAACAUAUCAUAUAUUUAAAAAAGAAGCUUCUAUGAUUAGAAUAUUUGGUAAUAGCAUGUUUUGAAAGUUAUUUGGUGAUUCACAUUGUAUGUUUUUUCAUCAAUACUGUGAUACUUUGCAAAAAAUAUAUUAAUUUAUGCAUACAUGUAUUCAAUAAUUGUGUUUUCUUAAUAAAUAGAUGUUAUGUAUGAUUUUUGCCACAUGAUAGUCAUGUGACAGUGCUGUGAUUGAUUGCUGUGUAUAGUAUUACACAGAGAAUGUAAACCAGUUUGAGAAUUUAAUGGUGUUAAUGAGAAAUGCUGUAGAUGUAAUAUAUGCAAUAGCUUUUCAGUUUGUAUUAUUAAGUUACUGUGUGCAAUAAUGUAACAUACUGGUAUCUUUUAAGUAUACUGGUUGGUUUAGCCAUGUGCUAUGAAUUUGAUGAAAAAUACUAACGUACAUCGUAAAUUUACCUUGCCAAAUUACCUCCCUUUACCAAAAUAUGUAUAUUUGAUCUUCAACUGUUCAGAGUUGUGUUCAUCAUUUUCAAUUUGUUUGAUACUCCAUGUAAUACACGUCAUGUGAAAAUUUCAUUUAAGUUUGUAGUUACCAGAUAUUUCCAUUCAAGUAUGAAGAACAACUUUCACAGCAUGCAUUAAUGUUUAGUAUUUCCAAGAUCUCCUAAUACAAUGACCCAUUCUAUAGUACACACUCAACCUCAAGCUGAACAAAAAUGCCUUUGUUACUGUACCAUCAAGGGAGGUAACCUGGUACCUAGAAUAAGAAUCCUGGUCACACACAUUCAAUAGCAGUUCAGUUAUCUCACACUGUAAAUCUUAGUAUAUAUAUUUCUGCAGUAACAGAGAGUUUUCUGUUUUAAUCAAAUAGCUAUAUUUUAUGUAACGCCAUAGAUUAAUCAGUUAUUAUUUGAGACAAUAAAAAUUUGUUUUGAAGAGA
Ylistrum balloti is the source of this 4275-nucleotide messenger RNA. RefSeq names its product inositol 1,4,5-triphosphate receptor associated 1-like. The transcript has 17 exons. NCBI's taxonomy places the organism in Eukaryota, Metazoa, Mollusca, Bivalvia, Pectinida, Pectinidae. The record is from RefSeq and is a predicted model, not a curated record. The coding region runs from base 383 to 2167 and encodes 594 amino acids.